AUGGCUUCGCCGGCGCCGGCAGCCGACGGUGCCGUGUAUGCGACCAAUGGUGGCCUCACUGACCCACUUCUAGUGAGCGCGAACGGCCACGGUGCCGCCCCGAGGAAGGCUGCCUACGGCGCCAAGGGCAAGUACUGGGUGGCCGCUGACAAGGCCGAGAGGCGAGCUGCGAAGGAGGCCGGCGGUGAGGAGGGCCGCGCGCUGCUGUUCCGGAAGUAUAAGGUCAAAGGCGUCCUCCUGCACCCCUACAGGUUGCUGAUCAUCAUCCGAUUAAUCGCUGUCCUCGUCUUCUUCGCAUGGCGCAUCAGGCACAACAAAUCUGACAUCAUGUGGUUUUGGACAAUGUCCAUAGUUGGCGAUGUUUGGUUCGGCUUCUCGUGGCUCCUCAACCAGCUCCCAAAGUUCAACCCCGUCAAGACCAUCCCAGACCUGGCCGCCCUCAAGCAGCACUUUGACUUCUCUGAAGGCACCUCUAGGCUCCCCGGUAUUGACGUUUUCGUCACCACUGCCGACCCCAUUGAUGAGCCCAUACUCUACACCAUGAACUGUGUCCUCUCCAUCCUCGCUGUUGACUACCCAGUCGACAGGCUUGCCUGCUAUCUCUCAGAUGAUAGCGGGGCACUGAUUCUCUAUGAGGCAUUGGUCGAGGUCGGAAAGUUCGCACCUCUGUGGGUUCCAUUCUGCCGCAAGUACUCCAUUGAGCCAAGGGCACCAGAAAGCUAUUUUGAGCAUGUGGCGCCACCGCAGGCUGGAAGGGUGACGCAGGAGUUCUUGAAUGAUUAUAGGAGGGUGCAAAUGGAGUAUGAUGAGUUCAAGGUGCGCUUGGACAACCUCCCUGAUGCCAUCCGCAAGAGAUCUGAUGUUUAUAAUAGCAUGAGAGCUGCAGAAGGAGAUCAAAAGGCAACUUGGAUGGCAAAUGGGGUUCAAUGGCCCGGCACAUGGAUUGAUCCAACAGAAAACCAUAGAAAAGGACACCAUGCUCCAAUUGCUAAGGUUGUGCAGGACCAUCCAAGCCGUGGACAGCAUCAUGGUUCAGAACCCAUUACUGAAAGCAAUCUCAACAUUGGCACCACUGAUGAGCGCCUCCCAAUGCUUGUUUAUGUCUCUCGUGAGAAGAACCCAAGUUAUGACCACAACAAGAAGGCAGGUGCCCUGAAUGCACAACUGCGGGCCUCUGCUCUCCUCUCUAAUGCCCAACUCAUCAUCAACUUUGACUGCGACCACUACAUCAACAAUUCUCAAGCCCUAGGUUCGGCUGUCUGCUUCAUGCUAGAUCAACGGGAUGGUGACAACACCGCAUUUGUUCAGUUCCCACAGCGCUUCGACAAUGUUGACCCCACAGACCGCUAUGGUAACCACAACCGUGUCUUCUUUGAUGGGACCAUGCUAGCCCUUAAUGGUUUGCAAGGACCCUCAUACCUCGGCACGGGUUGCAUGUUCCGUCGCUUAGCACUCUAUGGUAUCGAUCCACCCCACUGCAGAGCAGAAAACAUCACAGCCGAAGCUAGCAGGUUUGGUAACUCCACAAUCUUCCUAGAUUCAGUGUCAAAAGCCCUGAGAAAUGACAGGUCAAUCACACCACCACCAAUUGAUGACACAUUCCUUGCUGAAUUAGAGAGGGUUGUAACAUGUUCUUAUGACAAAGGUACUGACUGGGGCAAGGGUGUAGGGUACAUCUAUGACAUAGCCACUGAAGAUAUAGUAACUGGAUUUCGCAUCCACGGGCAGGGGUGGCGCUCUAUGUAUUGCACAAUGGAGCAUGACGCGUUCUGUGGCGUUGCACCAAUCAACCUAACUGAACGCCUCCAUCAAAUUGUGCGAUGGUCUGGUGGGUCUUUAGAGAUGUUCUUCUCCCACAACAACCCAUUCAUAGGUGGUCACCGGAUUCAACCCCUUCAGCGUGUCUCCUACCUCAACAUGACAGUCUACCCAGUCACAUCAGUCUUCAUCCUGAUCUAUGCUCUAAGCCCGGUGAUGUGGCUUAUCCCUGAUGAAGUAUACAUCCAGAGACCAUUCACUAGGUAUGUCGUGUACCUUCUCGUAAUCAUAGUGAUGAUUCACAUGAUUGGCUGGCUUGAGAUAAAGUGGGCGGGGGUCACAUGGCUGGACUAUUGGCGCAAUGAGCAGUUCUUUAUGAUCGGCUCAACAAGUGCAUAUCCAAUGGCAGUGCUUCACAUGGCAGUGAACCUCCUCACAAAGAAGGGCAUACACUUCAGGGUAAUGCCAAGGAUGCAUGGCACACAGACUUCUAGGCUCAUACAGCAAGGCAGAGUGAACACACGGAUAAAGCACCAGGCAACCAGCAGCCGUGACUUCGCCGGCGCUGCUGUCGUUGUGGAAGAUGGCGGCCUCGCCGAUCCACUUCUAGCGGCCGAUGGCAACGGCGCCACGAAGACGAAGGAGUGCGGCGCCGAGGGCAAGUACUGGGUGGCAGCUGACGAGGCGGAGAGGCGGGCGGUGACCGAGUGCGGCGCUGAGGACGGCCGGCCGCUGCUGUUCCGGACGGCACUAAUCUUCGUACGCCUACUCGUGGUCCUCCUAUUCUUCGUCUGGCGCAUCAGGAACAACAGAUCCAAUGCCAUGUGGUUCUGGGCUAUGUCGGUUGCCGGGGACGCUUGGUUCGGAUUCUCAUGGCUCCUGAACCAGCUUCCCAAGUUCAACCCCGUCAAGAGCAUACCUGACCUUGCUGCCCUCAGGCGACACUAUGACCUUCCAGAUGGCACCUCUAAGCUCCCUGGCAUCGACCAUUGCAUUGAGCCAAGAGCACCGGAAAGGUAUUUUGAGAUGGAGGCGCAACCACAUGGUGGAAGAGCACCACAAGAGUUUAUGAAUGAUUAUAAGAGGUUGCGGAUGGACUAUGAUGAGUUUAAGGUGCGCUUGGGUAAUCUUUCGGACACCAUUUGCAAGCGUUCGGAUGUUUACAACAGCAUGAGAACUUCAGAAGGAGAUGCACAAGCGACAUGGAUGGCAAAUGGGAUGCAGUGGCCAGGCACAUGGGUGGAUCCAACAGACAACCAUAAGAAAGGACAUCAUGCUGGAAUUGUUAAGGUUGUGUUGGAUCAUCCAAGCCGUGGACAUCACCAUAGUCCCCAAGCCGACGAUGAAAAUAAAUCUGACUUUGUUGCUGCUGGGUUGCGCCUACCAAUGCUUGUGUAUGUUUCUCGUGAAAAGAAUCCAAGCUAUGACCACAACAAGAAGGCGGGUGCAUUGAAUGCACAACUGCGAGUCUCUGCUCUACUCUCCAAUGCACAAUUCAUCAUCAACUUUGACUGCGACCACUACAUCAACAAUUCUCAAGCUCUCCGUGCAGCAGUCUGCCUCAUGCUUGAUCAACGGGAAGGUGGUAACACUGCUUUUGUUCAAUUCCCUCGGGCUUCGACAAUGUCGACCCGACAGACCGCUUCUUAUGAUAAAGGAACUGACUGGGGUAACGGUGUUGGCUACAUCUAUGACAUAGCAACUGAAGAUAUAGUGACUGGAUUUCGCAUCCAUGGGAAAGGGUGGCGUUCCAUGUAUUGCACAAUGCAGCAUGAUGCAUUCUGUGGCACAGCACCAAUCAACCUAACAGAGCGCCUCCACCAAAUUGUUCGUUGGUCUGGUGGGUCCCUAGAGAUGUUCUUCUCCCUCAACAACCCACUCAUCGGUGGCCAGCGGCUGCAACUUCUUCAACGUGUCUCCUACCUCAACAUGACGGUCUACCCAGUCACAUCACUUUUCAUCCUGCUCUAUGCUCUCUGCCCGGUAAUGUGGCUCGUCCCCGAUGAAAUACACAUCCAAAGGCCCUUCACUAGGUAUGUUGUGUACCUUCUCAUAAUUAUAUUGAUGAUCCACAUGAUUGGCUGGCUCGAGAUAAAGUGGGCUAGGGUCACAUGGCUAGACUAUUGGCGUAAUGAGCAGUUCUUCAUGGGUUGGAUCGACAAGUGCAUACCUAAUAGCACUAUUGCACAUGGCAAAGAAACUCCUCACGAAGAAGGCGUUUGUCUUGGCUGCCAAUGUUGGACUGUUGGAGUGGCCAUGGGCAAGGCCUUGGUGUACAUGGGAGUAUGGACAGUGGCGAAGAAGAUUCAUGCUGCGCUCGGACUUCUGUUCAAUGUGUGGAUCAUGGUGCUCCUUUACCCCUUUGCACUGGCGAUCAUGGGACGGUGGGCGAAGAGACCGAUCAUCCUGUUGGUACUACUGCCAGCAGUCUUUGUAAUUGUUGGCGUGAUAUAUGUGGCUCUUCAUACCUUACUUGCUAAUGUUAUUCCAAUAUAG
This is a messenger RNA of Miscanthus lutarioriparius, 4254 nucleotides long. The record is from the annotation of a GenBank genome assembly. Lineage: Eukaryota; Viridiplantae; Streptophyta; Magnoliopsida; Poales; Poaceae.